AUGAUAAACCACAACAGCAGCAUUUUUCACCCAAUCACAUUUUUCCUCCUGGGAAUUCCAGGUCUGGAAGGGAUCCAUACCUGGAUCUCUCUGCCAUUCUUCUCUGUUUAUCUUGUGGCUUUGUUGGGCAAUGCCACAAUUCUACUAGUAAUCAAGACAGAGAAGAUACUCCGGGAUCCCAUGUUCUACUUUCUAUCAAUUCUUCCAACAAUUGAUUUGACACUUUCUACAACAUCUGUGCCCCGUAUGCUGGGUAUUUUCUGGUUUGAUGCUCAUGAGAUUAACUUUGGUGUCUGUGUGGCCCAGAUGUUUUUGAUCCAUACGUUUACUGGUAUGGAAGCUGAGGUCCUACUGGCUAUGGCUUUUGACCGUUAUGUGGCUAUCUGUAUUCCUCUCCACUACACGAGCAUCUUGACAUCCCGCAUGCUGAUGGGCAUUAGUAUGUGCAUUAUAAUUCGCCCAGUCCUCCUUAUACUUCCCAUGGUCUAUCUCAUCUACCGCCUACCCUUUUGCCAGGCUCAUAUAAUAGCUCAUUCAUACUGUGAGCACAUGGGCAUUGCAAGAUUGCCUUGUGGAAACAUCCGUAUCAAUGGUAUUUAUGGGCUCUUUGUAGUUUCAUUUUUUAUGCUAAACCUGGUACUGAUUGCUGUCUCCUAUGACUACAUUCUUCGAGCUGUCUUCCAUCUCCCAUCCCAGGAUGCCCAGUUGAAAGCCCUAAGUACUUGUGGUUCUCAUGUUGGGGUCAUAUGUGUUUUCUAUGUUCCCUCAGUCUUCUCUUUUCUUACUCACCGAUUUGGACAAAAUAUACCACAGUAUAUUCAUAUUCUCAUUGCCAACGUUUAUCUGGUUAUUCCACCCUCACUUAACCCCAUCAUUUAUGGUGUGAGGACCAAACAGAUACGUGAGCGAGUGUUCCACACUUUUAUUAAAAACUAG
This is a messenger RNA of Chrysochloris asiatica (Cape golden mole), 936 nucleotides long. RefSeq names its product olfactory receptor 52J3-like. The transcript has a single exon. The coding region runs from base 1 to 936 and encodes 311 amino acids. Gene Ontology annotation, biological process: G protein-coupled receptor signaling pathway. Lineage: Eukaryota; Metazoa; Chordata; Mammalia; Afrosoricida; Chrysochloridae. Gene Ontology annotation, cellular component: membrane. The record is from RefSeq and is a predicted model, not a curated record. Gene Ontology annotation, molecular function: G protein-coupled receptor activity; olfactory receptor activity.